AUGGAGUUCCCGGCCACGCUCUUCCCCUCCUACUUCGGCGCCGGCCCGCCUCGGGAGGAGGGGGGCCCUGCUCCGGCCGCCGGCUGGGGCGAGCACGGGCAGGUGCUGGAGGCCGGCUCCGGCCGCCGCCAGGCCGAGACGGCGUUCGUGCCCCGCCGCGGUGGGACGGGCGAGAGCUGGGAACCCGCCGACGCUGCCGCCGUGCCCUUCCUGCCUCCCAACGCGGGCUGCUGGGUCCCCUUGCUUGCACCUCAGGACAUCCUCUACCGUGGUGUUCUGCGCAGGAGGCUCCGGGCAGGCAAGUUCGGAGCUGCUCUGGACUUCACCAAGCAGCUGGGCCAUUUCUUUGUGGAUCACCCGGAAGAUGCGUUUGGCUCCCUGGGGCAGCUGCUGCACAAGAACUUCUAUCUAGGCAACUCUAAGCUGAGGAGGCAGGCCCGAGACAACACCAUCCGGAUGACGGCCUUAAUGGAGGAAAUUGACCGUCUGGAGGCCAGGCGCGGCUGCCCCCAGCAGCAUCUCGCCUCCCGCCUGCGCUGGUUCUCCCACCUCUGCCGUGACUGGCUCUUCGAGGUACCGCUGGGGCUACUGGCAGAGUGCGUGCACGAGGAGCUGCUGCUGCAGUGGGCUGGCCUGCUCUUUGACGACAGCCCUACGGGGGGGGCACUGGCCUGGCUUCCCCCUGGAGAUGGGGGGGCACGCAUGGGACGCCUGGUGUACCCCGGAGGGCAGGCCAUGAACCACCUCUAUUUCCAGGACGUGGUGCUGGAGGACAUGCCCCGCAUCCGGGGCUCUGCAGCACAGUUUGAGCUCAAUGGGCGCAUCCGGCAAGUGGCUGCUGCCCGGACGGACGGUGAAGAUUUUGUUGGUGUCCGCUCAGACUAUCACUGUGGCGUUUGGAGGGUGCCGGGCAGGACAGGGGCGGCCCCCACCCCACUGCAGGUCAUCCGCACCAGCAUGCCUGCCUCCUGCCUCACCAUCAGCCCUCACCUCCCCGGCGAGCUGGCUGUCUGCACCCAGAGCGGAGCCGUCUACCUCUGGAGCGUCGAGACAGGGCUGCAGCGGCUCCGCCAUGAACCCCAGACCAUGUUUUUUUGGGACCAUUCACCCUGGCGCUGGAGUGACUUCACCGCCCACCCGCGGGUGCUGAGCUGUGCCGACCGCACCGGCCUGCAGUGCCUGGACACCCGGGCCCCCCAGAGAUGCCACUUCGACUUGUUCAAGGUGGGCGAGGAAGCCGGCUGCCAGCAGGGCGAGCGCGUGGUGCUACCCAUGUACCUGGGCAGGGCUCACCCCUCCCAGCACCUCGUCACCACACAGUUCUCUGUGUACGUCAUGGACGAGCGGUUGCCGAUGGUGCCCGUGCUGAAGUGGGCGCACAUGAUGAAGGCCCCUCCUCUCUUUGCCCACCUGAUACCAGGGGGUCCCGGGAGGUGCCAUAAGAUGUUGCUCGGUGCAUCCCGCACCCAGGAGCUGCUGCUGCUGCAAUACCGGGGGGGCAGCCAGUCAGCCUGCCAGCUGGCGGGGUCUCCACAGAAGCUGCACAGCAUCUCCGGCUGCCUGCAGCACCUGCCCGCCCAGCUCCCGCACCGCCACCACCUGCUCCAGCAGCGCCUCAGCGCCCCGGCUGCCGGGCUGGCUGCUGCGCUGCAGGAAGACGGGCCACGGGAGUCCCUGCUAGUUUUCCAGCUCUCCGAGGCCGGGGACGUCUUCUGCCAGAGGCUGACCCACGAGGCGGUGCAGACCCCUGCUCCCACCUCGGGGGAUGAGGUCGCGGCAGCCCCUGGCUCUUCCCCUCUCUUUGAGGCUCCAGCCAGCAGCCCACCAGGCUUGGGCAGCGAAGAAGAAGAAGAAGAAGAGGAGGAGGAGGAAGAGCAAACCUUCUACUUGUCCAAUCUGGAGGUGAUUAUCAAUGAGGAGGAAGAGGAGGAGGAGGAUGUGGGCAUGCAAGCAGUCCCGCAGGAAGCCGAGCAGCCCCAGGAGCCCUGUGCCAGCCCCCAGCCCUCCCCAGCCGUGCCCAGCCCAGCCGCAGCCCUCCGGUACCGCCGCUGGCUGAAGGUUCUUUCCAAGGGCUGCAGGGAGCCCCCCCAGCGGCACACCUGGCCCCCCACCUUCAGCCAGAAGCGCCUCUUCACCCGUAAAGACCUGGAGGCACCAGCAGGCCCCAACGCCCUGCACAGGCAGGCGCGCCAGCGGCUGCGGCAGGCCAUGCGGGAAGGGGGCCGCAUCCAGCACUGGGACCCCCUGGCCCCCCAACCCCCUGGCCUACCGCAGCCCUUGGAGCCGGAAGGGGGUCCGGACCCCCUGAGCGCCCGUCUGACGGCAGCCUGGUCCGGGGACUGGGGACAGUGGUGGGAGGAGAGGACGAGCUUCAACAUGGCGCAGAGGCAGCGGGCGCUGCGGGAGCGGCGGCGGCGGCAGAAGCAAGCCCGUGGCCGGCGCAGCCUUUCGGCCAGCUUCACCUCCUCCCUCGCCUACCAGUCCGAGCUGUCGGAGCUGAGUGAUGUGGCCCCCCCGCCGCUUUCCCCGGGCCCCCCGGCCGUGCUCCCUGGAGAGGGCUCCCCACCAGCCACCAGCCCCUUGGCAUCACCGGCUCCCGAGGAACCCCUGCUCUCCUCCCAGAGCCUGCGCUGCCGCGGCAUCCCCAAGGAGCGGCGGAAGACGCUGCGGGACUACCUGGCGGUGUGGGCCGAGGGCCCCCCCGAGUCCCCGGAGCCCCCCGGCAGCCAGGCCAGCCAGCUCUGCAUCCCCUCCUCCCAGAGCCAGCUCUCCUCCGCCUCCCAGCCCCGCCGCAAGCGCCCACGCAUGGGCUUCUGA
Molecule: messenger RNA, 2817 nt
Organism: Gavia stellata (red-throated loon)
Lineage: Eukaryota; Metazoa; Chordata; Aves; Gaviiformes; Gaviidae
Gene: TAF1C
Product: TATA-box binding protein associated factor, RNA polymerase I subunit C
Exons: 14
Coding region: 1-2817 (938 amino acids)
Biological process (GO): transcription by RNA polymerase I
Cellular component (GO): fibrillar center
Molecular function (GO): protein binding; RNA polymerase I core promoter sequence-specific DNA binding
Source: RefSeq, a predicted model, not a curated record